This is a messenger RNA of Lates calcarifer (barramundi perch), 1805 nucleotides long. It is a transcript of the gene kcnk5b, whose product is annotated as potassium channel, subfamily K, member 5b. The transcript has 5 exons. Gene Ontology annotation, biological process: stabilization of membrane potential; potassium ion transmembrane transport. Gene Ontology annotation, cellular component: membrane. NCBI's taxonomy places the organism in Eukaryota, Metazoa, Chordata, Actinopteri, Centropomidae. Gene Ontology annotation, molecular function: potassium ion leak channel activity. The record is from RefSeq and is a predicted model, not a curated record. Bases 235 to 1575 code for a protein of 446 amino acids.
GUUUAAAGAUCGACGUAAUCAGAGCAUGUAAGGUUUUCAAAAGCAAAGUUUUACAGCGCCUCAUGAGGUAAUCCAACUGAACAGUGGAGCCGAGUUAGAGUCAGUGUCAAUGAGGCACAGUGAGGCAAACCCAUUAUGUUUUACCAGGAAGAAAGCAGAGCGGGUAGGAGAACGCCAGCCCUCUGUACGAAAAUGAGUUCCUCGGCGUCGUAAGACUUAAGUUAUGACUUGAAUAUGGCUGAUAAAGGUCCUUUAUUAACUUCAUGUAUUAUCUUCUACUUAUCGAUCGGGGCUGCAAUAUUCCAGAUACUUGAGGAGCCGAACUGGGAAUCAGCCAGAGACAAAUACAUCCAACAAAAGCAGAACAUUUUAAACAAGUAUAACUGCUUAACAGAGGAAAAUCUGAAUGAGAUUUUGCAGACAGUGUCUGAGGCUGCAGGCCAAGGUGUGACCAUCACUGGGAACAACCAUCGCAACACGUGGGACUGGGGAAACGCUGUCAUUUUUGCUGCCUCCAUUGUCACCACCAUAGGUUAUGGCAAUGUUGCUCCCAAGACUAAAGGUGGCCGUGUAUUCUGCAUCCUGUAUGGUCUGUGUGGGAUCCCCCUAUGCCUGGUCUGGAUAAGUGAACUGGGUUCAUUCUUUGGAGACAGAGCCAAACGUCUGUCCCAGGUUCUGAUCCGUAAAGACGUUUCAGUGAAAAAGGUCCAGUUUACCUGUACAGCCUUGUUCCUGUUAUGGGGGCUGGUUGUGCACCUGCUGAUCCCUCCAUUUGUUUUCAUGGCUCUGGAAGGAUGGAGCUACCUGGAAGGCAUCUACUUCUCUUUCAUCACACUCACAACGGUUGGUUUUGGAGAUUAUGUUGCAGGAGUAAAUCCAGAUAUAGAGUACCACAGGCUUUACAGAGUAUUUGUAGAGUUAUGGAUCUACAUGGGCCUGGCCUGGCUGUCUCUGUUCUUUAGCUGGAAUGUCCACAUGGUGGUGGAAGCUCACAAGGUGCUAAGGAAAAGAAGACACAAACACAGACACAUCCGUGAUGAAGAACCAGUGCCUGAAGAGAAAAAGAAUACCCCAAAUGUAAAGCAGUCCGUCAUCGACAUCUUCAACUUCCUGUCUGAGCAGGAGGACGACUACAGCACCGUCAUCAAGGGGAUCGGACUCAUGGCAAAACAAAGAAAGCCCCCUGCAGAAAACAUAAAUCGCUCUAAGAGUUGCAGCGACAUCUUAGACAUCCAGCCCCUGGAUCACUCACCACGUCGGAGGCGUAUGAUCAGUAUCAGUCAAGUGAUCAUGAACACAAAAGCUGCCAUGGACAAAGGUGAUCAAGAGGAGGAGCGUCCUCUAAUACAGGAAAGCAACAGAGAUCUUAAGCCUGCAGAGUGUGUGAAGACAGGUGAUGUGGAGAACAAGGACAGUUGUGCAUUUGAUUCAGAAAAUGCUGGUAUUGUCUUUACUGUACCUGCCAAAGAUACCACAGAAGAACAAAGCCUACAGCAUCCAAGUGGUGGGGAGACCAGGUUCACAAUAUCAAAGGUGAAUGAAGAUUUGUUAAUGGACAAAGAUGAAAAAGGGUAAAAUAUCCUUCCUACAGCUUCCUUCACCCAGCCAUACUGUGCUGGGGGAAAUAUAAUAAAUACUGUCAUGUAUCUAGGGAAGAAAUUAAGGCUGCAUUGCUUUACAGUGGCUUUAUUUUAUGCAAAUUGACAAUUAUUGGCUGCACACAAUGAGCCACUGUAUGUAUCAGUGAAACAGUUCUCUUGUUUUAGCAAACAGUGAAUAAAAAAUAGGAUUUUUUUGAUUCCAUA